Molecule: messenger RNA, 4285 nt
Organism: Lates calcarifer (barramundi perch)
Lineage: Eukaryota; Metazoa; Chordata; Actinopteri; Centropomidae
Gene: epha3
Product: eph receptor A3
Biological process (GO): axon guidance; cell surface receptor protein tyrosine kinase signaling pathway; protein phosphorylation
Cellular component (GO): neuron projection; plasma membrane
Molecular function (GO): ATP binding; protein binding; transmembrane-ephrin receptor activity
Source: RefSeq, a predicted model, not a curated record
AUGUGUGUUUUUUGCUGUCUGUCAGACUCUGUAGGACCCAGCGGAAAACUGCUCCAAUCGGGAGGGAGACGGAGCAAGAGAGAGGGAGAAAGCUGAGUGGAGAGGAGACGCUCUCAGAUCAGUCAGUGGCUUCAUGGAGUUAUGUACCUCUGAUCCGCCGCCAUGGAUUGCAAUCCGCGAUCACUCCUUUCCAUUUUACCUCUUUUGUUGUCCUGCGUUAUUCCUGCAUUUCCUAUUAUCUAUCCUCCCAACGAAGUCAACCUGUUAGACUCUAAAGCAAGCCAAGGGGAGUUAGGAUGGAUUUCCUACCCAUCGCAUGGGUGGGAAGAGAUCAGUGGGGUGGAUGAGCACUACACUCCCAUCAGGACCUUCCAGGUCUGCAACGUGAUGGAGUACAGCCAGAACAACUGGCUUCGCACCAACUGGAUACCUCGCCAGUCCGCCCAGAAGAUCUAUGUGGAGCUCAAGUUCACCCUGAGGGACUGCAACUCCAUCCCCUUGGUCCUGGGCACCUGCAAGGAGACCUUCAACCUCCUCUACCUGGAGACAGAUGACGACCAGGGCAGCCACUUCAGAGAGCACCAGUUCUCCAAGAUCGACACCAUUGCUGCUGAUGAAAGUUUCACCCAAAUGGACCUCGGCGAUCGCAUCCUCAAGCUCAACACUGAGGUGCGCGAAGUGGGUCCCAUGACAAAGAAGGGCUUCUACCUGGCGUUCCAGGACGUGGGCGCCUGUGUAGCUUUGGUUUCAGUGAGGGUUUACUUUAAGAAGUGCCCGCAGACUGUCAGGAAUCUGGCCUCCUUCCCUGAUACGGUGCCCAUGGACUCCCAGUCGCUGGUGGAGGUCAAAGGCUCAUGUGUCAAUCACUCCAAAGAGGAGGAGCCUCCACGAAUGUACUGCAGCACAGAGGGGGAGUGGCUCGUGCCUAUUGGGAAGUGUCUAUGUAACCCAGGCUACGAGGAGAGAGGCAACACCUGCCAAAUGUGCAGGGCAGGCUUCUACAAAUCCACACUGGGGAACGUGGAGUGUUCAAAGUGUCCGCCUCACAGCUUCUCCCACCAUGAGGGGUCAUUGCACUGUGGCUGUGAGAAAAACUACUUUCGCGCUGAGGGAGACCCCGCCUCCAUGGCGUGUACCCGUCCUCCUUCAGCUCCUCGAAAUGUGAUCUCCUCCAUCAACGAGACCUCAGUCAUCCUGGACUGGAGCUGGCCAGAGGACACUGGUGGGCGCAGGGACAUCACCUUUACUGUUCUUUGCAAGCGCUGCCGUGGCGUCGCUGCUAAUGGCAGUAACAGCGGCACCCAGCGUUGCGAGCCCUGUCGGAGCAACGUUCGCUUUCUGCCAAGAGCCAUGGGCCUCCACAACACCACAGUGACGGUGGCCGACCUGCUAGCUCACACUAACUACACAUUUGAGAUUGAAGCGCAGAACGGUGUGUCGUCGCUGGCACCAAAGAUGAGGCAGUAUGCCGCUGUGACCAUCACCACCAACCAAGCUGCUCCAUCUCCAGUAACAGUGAUCAGAAAGGAGAAGACAUCGCGGAACAGUGUCUCACUGUCCUGGCAGGAGCCAGAAAGACCCAACGGCAUUAUCCUGGACUAUGAGAUCAAAUACUAUGAAAAGGAGGAGCAGGAGACCAGUUACACCAUCCUCCGUGCUCGGGGUUGUAAUGUGACUCUGAAUGGUUUGAAGCCCAACACUGCUUACCUGCUUCAGAUCAGAGCUCGCACUGCUGCUGGAUACGGAGCAAGUAGCCCCAGCUUCCAGUUCGAGACCAGCCCUGACUCCUUUUCGAUAUCCAGUGAGAGCAGCCAGGUUGUUCUGAUUGCCAUUUCCUCUGCUGUGGCCAUCAUCCUGCUCACUGUGCUGCUCUACGUCCUGAUUGGCAGGUUUUGUUGCCACAGCAAAUCCAAACAUCCUGAUGAGAAAAGACUGCACUUUGGCAACGGCCACUUGCGUCUGCCGGGUAUCAGGACGUACGUGGACCCCCACACAUAUGAGGACCCGAGCCAGGCUGUGCACGAGUUUGCCAAAGAGCUGGAUGCCUCUUGUAUCGCCAUCGACAAAGUGGUGGGAGCAGGUGAGUUUGGCGAGGUGUGCAGCGGUCGUCUGAAGCUGCCCAGUAAGAAGGAGAUCUGCGUGGCCAUCAAGACUCUUAAAGGAGGAUACACGGAUAAACAGAGGCGGGACUUCCUCGCUGAGGCAUCAAUCAUGGGACAGUUUGACCACCCUAACAUCAUCAGGCUGGAGGGGGUGGUGACACGCAGUAAACCCGUCAUGAUUGUCACAGAAUACAUGGAGAAUGGAUCCCUGGACAGUUUCUUGAGAAAACACGAUGCCCAGUUUACAGGAAUCCAGUUGGUUGGCAUGCUGCGUGGCAUCGCUUCGGGCAUGAAGUACCUGUCAGACAUGGGCUACGUUCACCGAGAUCUGGCAGCUCGAAACAUCCUGGUCAACAGCAACCUGGUGUGUAAAGUGUCAGAUUUCGGCCUGUCCCGGGUGCUGGAGGACGACCCAGAGGCUGCUUACACCACCAGGGGAGGUAAAAUUCCUAUUCGGUGGACAGCACCGGAGGCUAUUGCCUACAGGAAGUUUACAUCAGCCAGUGAUGCUUGGAGUUAUGGCAUUGUGCUCUGGGAGGUGAUGUCAUAUGGGGAACGGCCAUACUGGGAGAUGUCCAAUCAGGAUGUAAUAAAAGCUGUAGAUGAGGGUUACCGCCUCCCCCCACCCAUGGACUGCCCAGCUACCCUCUACCAACUGAUGCUGGACUGCUGGCAGAAGGAGAGGAACAACCGGCCCAAGUUUGAACAGAUAGUCAGCAUCCUGGAUAAACUCAUCCGCAACCCUGGUAGCCUCAAAAUCACAGCCAACACCACAUCCAGGCCAGCCAACUUGUUGUUGGACAGGAGUAGUUCAGAGGUUCCCCCGAUGGGGACAAUGGGUGAGUGGAUGGAUGGAAUGAGGACCUUGCCCUGCAAGGAGGCCUUCUCUGGGGUCAGCUACAGCUCCUGCGACACGCUGGCCAAGACCUCCACAGAGGAUCUGAAAAAGGUUGGAGUGACUAUCGUAGGACCGCAAAAGAAGAUCGUGAGCAGCCUCAAAGCCCUAGAUUCCCACACCAAGAAUGGCCCAGUACCUGUUUAAAAAGUGAACCUGUCUUUCCGUCUGUGUUAACAGACUGUGGUUGCUAAUCGCACUCUAACACAGUGGCUGCGUAUCCAAACUAGAAACGGAUGGAAAUGGAGGAGAAAUAUAUGAUUCAGAUGAGGGCUUUCAUUGUUUCGUUGAAAGACGAUACCAAGUCCUGACAGAGAAACAGGAAGUGUUCAGUGGAGAUCUGCCAGCUAGUUAACUGGCUGACUCUUCAACCCUCCAUCCCUCCAUGCCCAAGUUGAGAUGCCUUACAGACUAAUAGGAGGGGAGAGAGAGCAGAGGAGAGCCAGGAAGGUCGGUGAGACCUGGUCAGGGAUUCAAACUGGGACUGGACUGGGAUACAGGGCAAGGACUGGACUAACAUAAAAGCUGGAGCUCUCCAGUAUUGGCUUAGCUGGAUAGCAUAGCCUUCCCCUUACUGCUAAAAAGGGGACGGGCAUGCUCACAGUCUCCUCCCACCAGCCUGUGGAACGAGGCAGUGAAAUGGCUGAGAUGCCUUGUGUAGAUGAGCAUGGCAGACAACAGCAGCUCACCUGGAUGUGGACCCUUCCUUGACUAAAGAAGUCUGAGACGUGAGAUUUUCUUGUAACUACCUACAUUUACUAUCUCCAUCCAUGAGAGAGCUGAGCUGGUAUGGACACACCUAGACAAUAAUCGAGCCAUUUUACUCCGUAGCUCUAACCUAUAGCAUUUGCAUUCAGUAGACUUGUCACUUAAAAGCAAUAAUUAUGAUAAUCAGUUAAAUAGUUUCAUCAUAUGGAAGCCAUGAGUCUGUCACAUGUAUAAUGUAUCGAACGCUGUGCUUUGAAGGUACAGGGGCCAUAACACACUUCACACACAGAAUUUUCUUUAUGGCGACAUCUAUGUUCUAUGUGCUUAUGAGCGGAUAUUGUACAGUUUUAGUGCUGUUCCCCCCAACCCAAUGCCCUUUGUGUGAAAUCUCAGGAUGUAUAUGUUCUUCAUUCUAUUUUCUCUAACAAGGGGAAACAGACAGAGAAAUGGAGCAGAGCCAGGAAUUGAGAGCGCAGGUCAACAAAGACGGGUGCAAGAAAAGAGGGAAGCUGCAAAAGAGAAAUUGAUAAGAGAGAAGAGAGACCUUAAAGAAGAUGAAGCAGUGUCACCCAGGCCAUCU